Arvicola amphibius (Eurasian water vole) is the source of this 621-nucleotide messenger RNA. RefSeq names its product paired immunoglobulin-like type 2 receptor beta-2. The transcript is spliced from 2 exons. The record is from RefSeq and is a predicted model, not a curated record. NCBI's taxonomy places the organism in Eukaryota, Metazoa, Chordata, Mammalia, Rodentia, Cricetidae. Bases 160 to 621 code for a protein of 153 amino acids. Gene Ontology annotation, molecular function: MHC class I protein binding.
AGUUCCUGGCCACAAGGAGGUGGAGAAGGGGAGGUCCUGCCCCGACUCAGUUCUCCACAUGAGAAGACCCAGGGAAUGUGGGUCACUUUAUCCUGAUUCUCUCCAGACUCCUGAGCACCCAGGGCUCUGCUGGUCUCACUUCCUGGAGGAAUUCUGGACAUGACUUGGAUCCUGUUUCUGCUGCUGCCUGCAGCCUGCCUGCAAGCUGGUAACUCAGCAGGAUCCAUCCGUGUAAAAACCUUUGGUGUCAACCAACCAGCACGCCUCUCUGGUGUCCAGGGCAGCUCCAUCGAGAUCCCCUUCUCCUUCUACUUCCCCUGGGAGUUGGCAAAGGAUCCACAGAUGAGGAUUCUCUGGAGAUGGAAGGUCUUCCACGGGGAAUUUAUUUACAACUCCUCCUCGGGUUUCAUCCAUGAGUAUUUCAAGGACCGGCUCAUCCUGAACUGGACACAGCCUCAGACAUUCGGAGUCCUCAGAAUCCUGGACCUGAAGGAGAAGGACCAGACAGUGUACUUCUGCCGAGUUUAUCUGAAAACGAUAAAACGCAUAGAGGCUGUGCAGUCUAUUGAAGGGACCCACCUCACCGUCAUUCCUGGUGAGCCACCCUGGCUCAGGCUUUGA